CGGAGCCCAACAGCGCGCACCACGCGGAAGAUCACCGGAACUUACGUUUAGACGUUCAACUCUAAAGUCAAACCUCCUUUCUUUCUUUAUUUAUUUGUGUAUGCGCCGCUGUGUCAUAAAGCAGCCAAGCCGCGCCCCGAACAGAUGAAGGGAGCGAUACCGAAACCUAAGCGGCUCCGCGGUUUCCCGUUUCUCUCCGCUUCUCUCCGCUUCUCUCCACGUCAAUCUCUCCAAACCAGCGCCCGCGUUUGGGUGAAAGAUGGCGGCGCUGACGGACCGCGGAGUCCCGCUCUGCAUGCUUUGUCCCAAGUUUCUUCAUUCCAAUUCCACCAGCCACACCUGGCCCUUCAGCGCCAUAGCCGAGCUCAUAGACAAUGCCUACGAUCCAGAUGUCAGCGCCACAAAGUUCUGGAUCGAUAAGAUUGUGGUCGGAGGACAAGAGUGCCUCAGCUUCAUGGAUAAUGGUAAUGGACUGGACGAUGCAACGAUGCUUAAGAUGCUCAGCUUUGGGUACAGCGAUAAGGUUGCUGUGAAAAGAGUGACCCCAAUCGGUAUGUAUGGCAACGGUUUCAAGUCUGGAUCCAUGCGUCUCGGCAAGGACGCCAUCGUGUUUUCAAAGUCGGAGAAGGUUUCCUGCGUCGGGAUGCUCUCUCAAAACUACCUGAAACAGAUUGGUGCCAACCAAAUAAGUGUUCCUAUCGUCUGCUUUGAUAAAGGGAAGAAGAACAACUUCGUCGUAAGAGAGGAGCACAGAUCCAGUCUGGAGGACAUCCUGGAGUAUUCCCCUUUCAAGACAGAGAAAGAUGUGCUUGUCGAGGUCAACGCCAUCAGCACCAACUGGUCCGCCGAGUCAACGGGCACACGGAUCAUCAUCUGGAAUCUCUGCAAGACAUCCACCAGACCCACAGAGUUUGAUUUUGAGACGGACCGCUACGACAUCCGAAUACCACCCGUUGUGCACGAGGAAGCGAACGGCGCGCAGCAUCCAGUCACGGCCAACUCAAACAUCCCUGAGAGUUUAAACUCACUGCGGGCCUAUUGCAGUAUUCUGUACCAAAAGCCGAGGAUGCAGAUCAUCAUUCGCGGUCAAAAAGUGAUCACCCAGCUCAUCGCUAAGAGUCUCGCCUUCCGCAAAACGGACCAGUACAAGCCCACUUUUCUUCAGCACAAAGCUAUUGCCAUUACUUUUGGCUACAACACCAAAAGUAAGGACCAGUAUGGCAUGAUGAUGUAUUACAAGAACCGGCUCAUCAGAGGCUACGAGCGCAUUGGCUGCCAGCUCAAGGCCAACAACAAAGGUGUCGGGGUCAUUGGGGUCAUAGACUGUUGGUUCCUGGAACCUACGCACAACAAACAGAGCUUUAACGAAACCGAUAAGUACAGGAAAACUAUGACCAAUUUGGGGACCAAGCUGGAGGAGUACUGGAAGGAGAUGUGCCACAGGAGAAAAACAGAGAAUCCAAAUUCCACCACGCCAGUGGAAGAUACCUUGAAGCGCCCAGACCAGAACUGGGUGCAGUGCCAUGAAUGUUUGCGCUGGCGCAAACUCCCGGACGGGAUCGACUGCGAAAUGCUGCCGGAUGAAUGGUUCUGCCACAUGAACCCGGAUCCUCAGUUCAGGAGCUGCCAGGUGGAAGAGGAGGCUGAGGACUCUGAAGAUGAGCAACCAUACUGCAAGACCUAUAAACAACAAGAGAAGGAAGACAGAAAGGCUGAAGAGGAGAAAAGACUAAAGUUGGAGGAGGCCAAAAAGCAUGAGGAAGAACGGUUGGCUAUCCUUGAGAGGAAAAAAGAAGCCAAUAGACGUCUGCAGACUGUCCGUUCCCCCUCCACCUCCCUGACGAGUCGGUUUAACUUGGUAACACCACGAGGCGCUGCACGACGAGCUGCACGAGGAGCUGCAAGGGGCGCUGCAAGGGGGGCUCUAUUUAGAUCUCCUCCCCUCUCACCAGCUGCUUACAGCCCCUCCAGUGGUCUUCCAGUCAUUUCUGAUGUAUGCUCAUUGAUAGCACCCAAGAGGAAAAUAACACAACCAGCUACACCAGAAACAACUCUCAAAAAAAAUAAAAUCAAUGGGAACUCGGAUACGUCCACAUUACUCAAUAUGAACGUCCAGAGCGCCCCAUCAGUGUUAAUUAAUGAAGAUGAUGAUGAUGAUGAUACCGAUGAGGACAUUUUCAUCUUGGAAAGCACCAGUACCCCCAAAGUGAAAAAGCCAGCCUAUGGUUUGAUGCAAGUCAAGAUGGAGCCAGAGCAAAGUGAUGAUGAUGAUGAUGAUGUGAGCAUCCUUUGGGAGUGCAACGAUGAUGACGCUCCACAGACGAGUGUUGCAGCUGUAGGAACCAGUCCCACCCCAGCACUCCCUCUAGAGGUGGCCAGCAGCACCACCCAGACCGAAGGACCCAAAGUAAAGGUGGAAGAAGAGGAGCAAGUUAAGACCGAAGAGGAGGAGAGACCGUGCCACAGCACAUCCACUGAGACAGGUGGACGGCAAAGUUUAAAUGUGGACAUCGGUGUGUCCACUGUCGAGCAAAGACAAGUGAAGCUUGAGAACAUUGGAGACGCUCACAGUGCAAACGCAGCAACCCAGGACUUGCGGAACAGAACGACACACAGUGCGGAUAGUGACAAAGUUGGGGGACCUUCUCGUGCGAAUGCAUAUGAUGAGAAUCAAUCUCCACUUCACUAUGCCAAUGUCCCUGAGGCGCAGGACCAGCUUGUAGAGCCGAUGCAGGCUACAGCUGGAGAGAGAGACCCCUUUCAAGAGCAGGUCCAAAAACUCUCCUUCCAACUGCAAGACAUGCAGAAAAGUCUGCAGCGGCCGACUCCGGUCAAUGUAAAGAAGGCGUGUUGUCACCAGGCCACCCAGACGGAGGGAACGGAGGGGGGGACGGACUUCAAAGCUCUGUUUGAGAUGGCCAAUCAGAAAAUCGAUGAACUGAUUAAAAAAGAGAUUUCAUCAAGAUCUGCUGAGAGCAAUCCGAGUGUUGGCGCGUGUGAAGAGGACAGCGAUGAGGUGGCGCUGCAUGUUGACCGCCUGAUGAGAGAAGUGGAUGAAAUAACAAAGGAGAGGGAUGAGCUGCGCGCAAAGGUGGACCGCCUGCAAAUGGAAAGUGACUACCGGCAAAUCUCAGCUGUGGAACGGCAGCGGGAGACGGACGAGGCUCCAGUGAGGAGCACAACUCCACACACAGCCACGGAUUCUACGGUACAAACGGAUCCAGAGGAAACCGGAUCGACAGCACAGUCGGACACAAAUUCUGUGUCCGAUACAUCCAGAAGAUUAAUCGAGCUCAGGCACAACGUCGGGCGUCUUCUGGUCUCCUAUGUGCCGGCUCUGGACCUGGGCCAGGUGAAUUAUGAGUGCAGUGUAAUCGAUGAGAUCCUUGAACAGGUUCUUUCUAAUGUGGACAUUGAUGGAGGAGAGCCAUCGCAACGACUGGAUUAGCAACUCCUAGAAUCAUGGAAUGAAGAACCGCACACCAUCUAUGAAUAACGUGUAACUUUGAUUGUGGGAGAUUAAGAUUAUUUUAAUGUUUUUUUAACUUAAAUACUGUAUUGCUUUGCACUCUUUAUCUCAAUAGCUGAAUACUGCUAUAAAAGAAUUGUGUGGCAAAACAGCCCCAGUGUACAGUAAGGAAUGUUGUAUACAAUCACUUUGGUGAUCAGAUUUUAAGUAAAAUGAAAGGCAAAUGAGUUGUUUAGGUUUUCCAGUAAAAAUAGAACGGUAACUCUUCUUUGAUUCGAAGUGAAGCGUGUUCUAUUUGUUUUCUAUGAAAUAUAUUUGUAUAUCUCUGUAUUUUACUAUGUGAUGAAAUGCACAUGUCAUUAGUAUCCCCCUAAUCCCUUCUGGUUGGACAAACCUAGAAGAUGGGGCUAUUUCUGAGUGACACUGGAACUUAACUGAAAGAUUAAUCAAUUGUUUUUAUACAAUGUUUAUUAAAAAAUGAUCAUGGUAAAGUAAAAAUACCACAUGCAAAGAAAUACUCUCUUAUAAGUAAAAUUCUUAUAUUUUCAAUAAAACUUCUUGAAAUAUACUUAAAUCCCCAAAUAAAGAUGUUUACUUGAUGCAUAAUUGUUAGUUGGUAAAGGUGAAGUUUCUUUCAACUACGUAAUAGACUUCUGUGUCUUAAACUUGAAUAAUACAACCUCAUUUAUCAACUGAUUAAUAACUGCAAAGUAAAUGUCAAUAAAUGUAGUGGUGUAAAAAGGACAAUAUUACUUUCUAAGAUGCGGUAUUGUUGAGUAGAAGUAUCAUGUGACCUAAAGUGGAAAUACUCAGCUUAAGUAACUCAAGUGCAGUACCUGAGUAAAUGUACUUAGUUUCAUUACACCACUCACCUGGAUGAAGGACUAACUGCAGGCUAUUACUCUGUCCCAGAAUAGAUUAUCUUCAUACAGAUAUUUUGACAGGUAAAUUGCACUGUGGGACAAAGCCAUGACAUUUCUGUGAUGUGAAUUGUGUUCAGGCUUUAUUUAUUCAGGAAGGUUCAUGUCUCUGUUUCUCAAGAGAGAAAAUUAAAUGUAUUCAAGAUUGCAUAUCAAAAAGACUUGCUAAAACGCUGAUGCUGAUUUUUCAAACAUACUGGUGAUUGGGACUUUUUUUUCUUUGGUAAUAAAUCGCAUGACGCUCUGGUUACGUUUGCGAUAAUGGAAUAAGCAUUUAUGAGAUCUCAAUGUCCUGUGUGAUAAAACAGCUUCCGAGCUCAUUUCAGGGAUUCAUAAUGAAAUACUCAAUUGUGGGUUGAUAUGCGGAAGACCAAAUUACAAUCACAUUUAACUGGAAAAUGUUAUUAAUCAUUGAAAUAAAAGCUCUCCCUAAUAA
This is a messenger RNA of Gasterosteus aculeatus aculeatus (three-spined stickleback), 4825 nucleotides long. RefSeq names its product MORC family CW-type zinc finger 3a (gene morc3a). The record is from RefSeq and is a predicted model, not a curated record. Gene Ontology annotation, cellular component: nucleus; PML body. NCBI's taxonomy places the organism in Eukaryota, Metazoa, Chordata, Actinopteri, Perciformes, Gasterosteidae. Gene Ontology annotation, molecular function: ATP hydrolysis activity; zinc ion binding.